This is a messenger RNA of Eleginops maclovinus (Patagonian blennie), 6170 nucleotides long. RefSeq names its product RUNX1 partner transcriptional co-repressor 1 (gene runx1t1). Lineage: Eukaryota; Metazoa; Chordata; Actinopteri; Perciformes; Eleginopidae. Gene Ontology annotation, molecular function: transcription corepressor activity. The transcript is spliced from 11 exons. The record is from RefSeq and is a predicted model, not a curated record. Gene Ontology annotation, biological process: DNA-templated transcription; negative regulation of DNA-templated transcription. Gene Ontology annotation, cellular component: nucleus. Bases 387 to 2249 code for a protein of 620 amino acids.
CUGACUCGACGUUUUAAAGGAUUUUGGAAGAAAGUGGUAAAGGCGGAUAGGAAAUAAGACGGGUGCCCUGCGCACUGCAUCCUCCCUCUCCAUCGCUGUCUCAUCUCUCCUCCUGCUCUGCUUCUGCGCCUUUACAAGACUCCCGGCUUCUCCCAUCCUGAAUAACCACAGUGACUGAACACUUCUGCAAAGCCGAGAGCUGCCCUUCUUCUUUUGUCGGAGUUUGAACCACAUUUCGGAGCUCCUGGAAGUAUACCGCCAGAGCCCCUGAGAGCUGGCUGGACUCUGUAGCUUUCGUUUUCCCGAUACAAGAGGAUCAUCGAGGGGACCUUGAGCGGAGUCCAAAGGACUGGAAAUUAUUUAGCCCUCUCACAUCAACGUACCGCAUGGUGGGAAUUUCUGCCUCCUUUCAUUAUCGCACUGGGAAGCGCUCCACCAUGCCCGACUCACCUGCGGACGUCAAGACACAGUCCAGGUUGACCCCCCCUACCAUGCCCCCCCCACCCAGCACGCAGGGAGCACCUCGUAACAGCUCCUACACCCCCACCACAUUAACCAACGGCAGCAGCCACUCUCCUACGGCACUCAACGGUGCUCCGUCUCCUCCCAACGGCUACAGCAAUGGUCCCAGCUCCUCCUCCUCUUCCUCGCUGGCCAACCAGCAGUUGCCCCCGGCCUGCGGCGCCCGGCAGCUCAGCAAGCUCAAGCGCUUCCUCACAACUCUACAGCAGUUUGGCAACGACAUCUCACCUGAAAUUGGCGAGCGGGUCCGCACAUUAGUGCUGGGACUAGUGAAUUCCACCCUAACCAUCGAAGAAUUUCACUCCAAGCUCCAAGAAGCCACCAACUUCCCUCUGCGACCGUUUGUCAUACCCUUUCUGAAGGCCAACCUGCCGCUCCUUCAGAGGGAGCUGCUGCACUGUGCCAGGCUGGCCAAGCAGAACCCCGCUCAGUACCUUGCCCAGCACGAGCAGCUGCUUCUGGACACUAGCACCACCUCCCCAGUGGACUCCUCCGAACUCCUGCUGGACGUCAACGAAAAUGGCAAGAGAAGGACGCCUGACAGAACCAAAGAGAACGGCUUUGAGCGAGAUGGCACCCUGCACCCUGAUGUUCACCCUAGCAAGAGGCCAUGCACCAUAAGCCCAGCCCAGCGCUUCAGCCCAUCCAAUGGGCUCUCUUACCAGCCCAAUGGCCUGCCCCAUCCCGGCCCCAUCCCUCCACAGCACUACAGGCUGGAUGACAUGGCCAUCGCCCAUCACUACCGGGACAACUACAGACACCCCGCCUCCAACCAUCGGGAGAUACGGGAGAGGCCAAGGCCCAUUGGUAUGCACACGGGGACCAGGCAGGAGGAAGUGAUUGACCACAGGCUGACAGACAGAGAGUGGGCUGAGGAGUGGAAACACCUUGACCAUGUAAGAAAACUGCUGAACUGCAUCAUGGACAUGGUGGAGAAGACGAGGCGUUCGCUGACAGUACUGCGGCGCUGCCAGGAGGCCGACCGCGAGGAGCUCAACUACUGGAUCCGACGAUACAGCGACGCCGAAGAGCUGAAGAAAGGUGCUGCGGGGGGGCAGUCAAGGCAGCAGAGCCCAGCAGCCCAGGAAAAUGCAACACCAGAAAUUCACAGGGAGAUGCUGCAUCGGCCUGUGUCUGGCUAUGUUCCUGAGGAGAUCUGGAAAAAAGCUGGUGCGGGAGGCUUGACUUCCUCUGUCUCCACACUCUUUCCAGAAGAGGCUGUGAAUGAGGUGAAGCGACAGGCCGUAACAGAGCUGCAGAAAGCCGUUACGGAGGCAGAGCGUAAGGCUCACGAGAUGAUCAGCAGCGAGCGGGCCAAGAUGGAGCGCACGGUAGCCGAGGCAAAGCGGCAGGCGGCUGAGGAUGCGCUCUCCAUAAUCAACCAACAGGAGGACUCCAGCGAGAGCUGCUGGAACUGUGGCCGUAAAGCCAGUGAGACGUGCAGCGGCUGCAACACGGCACGCUACUGCGGCUCCUUCUGCCAGCAUAAGGACUGGGAGAAGCACCACCAUGUCUGUGGUCAGACCCUCCAGGCCCAGCAGCAGCAGCAGGCCAGCCAGCAGCAGGGUGGAGUCCCGGGGUCAGAGACCCCUGCUCCCAUCAGUUCCUCCGCCUGCACCCCGAGCAGUGGGACUGGGAGUCCGGCUGCAACCCCGCCUGCUGCUACGCCUCGCUCCUCCACCCCAAGCACCCCAUCCUCCUCUGCCCUGGAUGGCACACCGCGCUAAAUGACUCAAGCAGAGGAUGGAGGCAGAGGCGCCGGGGCUAACCAUCCAGCCCUCAACCCCACAAACAGCAUGACUGUAAUAUUGCCUUGCAAAGAUACUAAGCUAACAUGGCUAACAGAAAGAGAUGGCAAUGCUUCUGUCUAAAUUGAAGCCUAUUGUCAUAGAAGGAGGAGGAGGUCCAUAAUCAGGUCAUAUUGACUUGAUUUUAAAGAAACACAAAGAUAUUCUUUGUUUUGAAUGAAUGAAUUUAAAUAUUGACAUCCUUUUAUCGUUACUCUUGCUAUUCUUGUUGUCCGUUUGUUGUCGUGCCUGUUGUUGUAAAUGUUGUUGUCAUUGUAGCUUAUGUUAUUUUUUCUUGUAAAUAUUAAGAGACUGAGCAGAGAUAGCCGUGAACUUGAGACAAGUAUACCUGACCUCCCCUUUUUUAUGUUUUUAUUUUUCAUCCUGGAAUUAUUUCCUCCCUGUAUGUGUGAAAUGAGAAUAGUCAACCUCAUUUUACUAAGCAGCAUACCAAGAGUACAUACAGUAACUAGCUAGCAGAACGAGUCAUCAAUUUGCUUUUUAAAGAAAUAUAUUAGAUUUAAAUACGCUUAAAGACAACCAAUGGAUGGAUGGAUAAACAAGUUCGCUGCUUGGAGAGAGGAGAGGGGAGGACUGGAUCUCUGGCCCACAGACAGCCAUGAAAUAGGCAGAUGUGCAGCAGAUUGCAAGCAGAGCCAGCUGUUCAACCAAUGUUAUUUCCCUCUCACUUGUAAUAAUAUCCAGGUCAGUGGGCUGGGAAAUACAAAUCUGUCUCCUGAAGGAUGUUAAAGGAAGAAUUCUUGGACAAGAUACAAAACUUUGCCCACUGCACAUGUGGAUGAUGUACUGUAUACAAUGUGCACGUGCAUGCUUGGUGGGUCACAGAAGCUCUCAAACAGGAAGUGAAGUUAGUGCUGGAAACCUAAAACAUGGAGGACCCGGUAGGAACUCAUUCUGCGCCCCCAGACACACCCCUCUUGUCUCAACUCUGAAAAACAUUUUCAUCUUUCUUCAUGUUCUUAUUCUUUUUCUGUAGAUGUCAUGGUGUUUAAGACUUCUGUCCUGUGGUGUCACCAAUGGUUAUUUAUUGUAUAUGUGUUGGACAAUUGUGACAAAGCAUAGUAUGUCAACCAGUCACAAUUCUAAGUCCCUCAUAACUCACUCUCUCUCUAGCAAAAAGAGAUAAAAAAAGAAGUGUUACCUUAAUUUCCAAGCUGCUUUUCUAUUCUGUGUGUAAGUGGUAGAGCCCUCGUAGUUCUUUAAGUUUUACUUCCCUUUUUCCUCAAGAAAAGACACAAGCUAUAUCUCAGAGCUGCUACUCGAGUCCGACCCAGAUCUUUUCUGAGAACUAGCAUGUUGCGUGGAAUGCUAACCUAAAUGUUUUGUACAAGGGACAUACAUAAAUGUAUUUGCACUGUCACAGAGGUUUUUUCGGCAUGCUUCUUUUCAGCAUACUUGUGUUGUCGGUAUAGAGCCAUAACUCAUCAACCAUUUUGUAUGUAGUGAUAGCAUUAUUUUCACAUUUUUUGGGAUUGGGGGAGUCGGAAAAAUGUAAACUCACCAAACGUCUUUUUUUUCUUCUUAUCAACAUGAUAACGAAAGCGGCCAUAACGUUUUUUCUUUGAAUAGUUACAGACAGUGCAUGCACAUUACUGAACGUUUGUUAAAUAUUUGUUAUUUUUUAGAAAAACUGAAAAAACAACCAAAAAAAGUUUUAAAAAAUUAAAAAAAAAUAUUCUAACAAACUAACUUUCCAAAUGCAGAAGUGUAGACUCCAACAGCUUUAACACUGCAAAGCACCAGGUAACACACAGUAUUAACACAAAAGAUAAACAAAAUAAAAACACCAAAAACAGCCAAAGACUGACACCAAGGACCAAAAUCCUGAGUUAAAACGAUUUUCAAAAGAGGUUUGUUCACACACUUAUUUGGUUAUUUAUUUCAGCAGGUUUUGUUUACACAUCCAAACCACAACAGUGUCAUGAAAUUAAUUUAUUUUAAUACUUUCUGAAAUCCAAUGGCACUAAUCUUACUAUGUGAAAUGAGAAGGUGUGUUUAAACAUAAUGAACAUUUUCAGCAGUGUUACAGUUUAACUGGAGCAAUAAUGAACACUGAUGACUCCUGUGACCAUUUUUGACAAAAACAUUUGAGAUAUUUUUUAAACUUGUUUAUACAUGUUCUCAUUUCACAAAAGUCAGAUUAAGUGCUCACUUCAGCUUUAACAAGAUUAUUUCUUUAUUCUGAAGUAGGUGAGCGUGAGACAAGGCUUUCACAACAAUGACAUUUGCAGUUAUUUUCUAUUUAUUUAUAUCAAAGUACAUCUUUUUUUGCUGUUGGGAUAGAUAAUGCAGCUUUGUUGUAAACCUUCAAUGUUAAUCAAACAAACCUCUCAUUCACAGUAAUAGAGCACUUAUCCCGACGCACACAAAGGCUCUUCACCCCAAACACUUUGGUGCUACACAGAAGCGCGUAACAAAUUCUGACCUCAAGGAACAAGUGGAGGCCCACAAAGGUUCAGGGCUGUUUGCUCCCUCUGUACUUCCUCAUCUCUCCCUUCUUGUCUAAAUAAAGUACACACCUGCAUUCUCGACUCUAAAGGGUUAAACAAUCCAAAAAGGUGUCUGACACCCUACUAGCAACUCCUCAGAAGCUGUGAAAAAACAGCUAAGCUGUUUUAACACUAUUGUAUUUGAAAGUAUACAACAAGUAAUGUGUGUGUUCAUCAAUAUCAGGGCAAAACCUGGAUAAAAAAAAAAUGAAGACAAACAUUAUCGUUCAAUGGUUCUUUGAGAAGCUCUAUUUUUUUCUUUCUUCCCUCCUCUAUGUGUGUUUUGCUACAAAUUCCUCGGUGGCAAACAAGUCUCACUCUACCUCUUACAGCACGAUAAGAGCAUCAGUCGCGGCGCUGAUACUGGUCUAGUCUAAACCAAAUGGGCACAAGAGAACAGGAAAAUAAAAAACCCAAAGUCGAAGCUCAUACAGCUGCAAAACCAUAUCACUACUUGGUAACAAUGCAGACCUCAUAAAUAAAUGAAACAUAAAUGAAUAGAAAUGAGAAAAAAAACCUGAAAACUUUUGUUAUGUUCCUUUAUGCCUGUGGCGUUUGUAGAGUACAUCAAGAGUUUGAAUUGUUUGAACAGAUUUUAAAAAAUGUGCUAAUUUUAAAUAAAAGUGUUGUUGAUUCCUAUUUCGAUGAUACUGUACAAGCUAAGGUGACAGUAAAGGAAAUGUUUCUCUCUCGCUCUUUUAUCUCUCCUGUUUCCCCUCCACUUUUUUCUCCUUUUCUCUGUUUUGAAGACAAGCUAAAGCGCUUGUCAACUUGUCAGCGGGGGUCAAUUCAAAAGAGGGGAUAUACAAAUGGCAAAACCUUGUAAAAAAAAAAGUCAAAAAGGAAAAGAAUCAUGGCUAUGGUUUAGGUAUGCCUGUUUUCACAAUAGGGAGAUAUAUUAUUUAAAUCUCCUUCUUAUCAAGAAACUUGGGGGCCCUGUGUGGGGCCAACAGUGAAAAGUGAAGGCCGUAGCAUUAAACUUUUGGGAGUGAGUUGAACUUCCGGGGUGGGAGGGUUUGUUUUUUGGGCUCUCUUGAGAAAAAUUAUCGUGGAAAAAAAAAGAGCUCAAAUGAUUUGAAGUUGUUGUGCAAUACUUAAUUGAGACAUGAAAACCACAGGUUAGUGGUAGGCUGACCCUGGGCGGUCUCUUCAUCGCCUAGAGUCAGUGUCCUAGAGAGCUUUCCAGUCUACUAUGUCAGAACUGUGGUUUCUUGUUGAUUUAUUUUCAUUUUGUUUCUUUUUUUAAUUCUUUUUUGGGCUGUAAACUAUGGUCUGUCAGUCUGUGAAACUUUGCAGUAUAAUUCUGGUAUUGUUGUUCUCUUAACGGUGUAAUAAAUAUGUUAAUACCUGC